AUGAACAGCGCAAAAAGAUUAAAGGUUGCGCAAGAUGCGCCUGCAAAGAAGAAGAAGCUUGCCGUUCGAGAGAAGCCCGCCAAGCCUGAUCCUGAGUCCUCUAGCGAGGAAGAAUCUGAGGAAGAGUCUGCCACUCUAGAGGAGCCCUCAGCUGAAGAGACGGCUGUUGAUGCUCCCAAGAAGACUUUCAAGGACCUGGGUAUCGUCGACGCUCUCUGCGAAGCUUGCGAGUCUCUCAACUACACACACCCCACACCCAUCCAAGAAAAGUCCAUCCCCGUCGCUCUCGAAGGCCGCGACAUCAUUGGUCUCGCCGAGACAGGUAGUGGAAAGACAGCUGCCUUUGCUCUCCCCGUUCUUCAGGCUCUUCUCGACAAGCCCCAGCCUCUAUUUGGCCUCGUCCUCGCCCCGACUCGUGAAUUGGCAACCCAGAUCGGCCAAGCCUUCGAAGCUCUUGGAUCGCUUAUUUCGCUACGAUGUGCCGUUAUCGUGGGAGGUCUUGAUAUGGUCCCCCAGUCUAUUGCCCUGGGAAAGAAGCCCCAUAUCAUUGUGGCGACACCUGGCCGUCUCGUUGACCAUCUUGAGAAGACCAAGGGCUUCUCGCUGCGUACGCUCAAGUACCUGAUCAUGGACGAGGCCGAUCGACUUCUCGACAUGGACUUCGGACCCAGUAUCGACAAGAUCCUCAAGUUCAUUCCCCGCGAACGCCGUACAUACCUUUUCUCCGCUACCAUCAGCUCCAAGAUUGAGAGCUUGCAGCGUGCCAGUUUGAGGGAUCCCGUCCGUGUGAGCAUCAGCUCCAACAAGUACCAGACUGUAUCAACUCUGCUUCAGCACUACGUCUUCAUUCCCCAUCCUCAGAAGGACGUUUAUCUCAUCUACAUGGUUAACGAGCACGCCGGCCAGUCCAUGAUCAUCUUCACACGAACAGUCUGGGAGACCCAGCGCAUUUCUAUCCUGCUACGGACCCUUGGGUUUGGCGCAAUCCCUCUUCAUGGUCAGCUCUCUCAGACUUCCCGUCUAGGUGCUCUCAACAAGUUCCGUGCCGGCUCACGAGAUAUCCUGGUUGCUACCGAUGUCGCCGCCCGUGGUCUGGAUAUCCCCUCGGUUGACGUUGUCCUCAACUACGACCUUCCCCAGGACUCCAAGACCUACAUCCAUCGAGUCGGACGUACCGCUCGUGCUGGUAAGUCUGGCGUUGCCAUCAGUCUGGUGACCCAGUACGACGUCGAGAUCUACCUGCGCAUCGAAGCCGCUCUCGGCAAGAAGCUCCAGGAAUACCCAACAGAGAAGGAAGAGGUGUUCACAUUCCAGUCUCGAGUCGAAGAAGCGCAACGACAUGCUAGAAUCGAGAUGAAGUCGUUCACCGAGGAGAGAGGCAAGAAGGGCAGCACAUUGAAGGGUGGACGCGGCAAGAAGGGUGGCAAGCGAGGAAGAGAUGACAUGGAUAGGGAGGAGGGCUAA
This is a messenger RNA of Fusarium sp. VM40, 1464 nucleotides long. The record is from the annotation of a GenBank genome assembly. Lineage: Eukaryota; Fungi; Ascomycota; Sordariomycetes; Hypocreales; Nectriaceae.